Molecule: messenger RNA, 1647 nt
Organism: Sabethes cyaneus
Lineage: Eukaryota; Metazoa; Arthropoda; Insecta; Diptera; Culicidae
Product: differentially expressed in FDCP 6-like
Exons: 4
Coding region: 1-1647 (548 amino acids)
Cellular component (GO): nucleus; cytoplasm
Source: RefSeq, a predicted model, not a curated record
AUGACGACACUCCUUAAGAACGUCACCAACAGCAUCUGGCAUGCGUUCCGAGCCCUUCAGCAGGACACUUCCGGAUUCGUGGGAAAAUCCAAACUUAAGGUUCUGACGGCCAACAUUGCCACCCUGCUGGACCUGUACGGCGUCGAACGAGGACUGGACCAUUUCCGGUCGACGGCAACGCUGAACUUCGACCACUACCUGUACUACCUUGGACAGGAGGUGUUUUCCUCCAUUUCCAGCGAGCUACCGCUGUCUGCGCUGCGAAACUAUGAGACUAAAAUUGAUGAGGUUUGCUGGCUUGUAUGCCGUAAAGACUUCGAGGACAUUGACGUUUCCUACUAUAAGCAAGAUGCGGUGUAUCAGUUGUUCCGGAUCUUCUGCCUGAUGGCCGAUUUGUAUAGUGACGAUAUGGAUGACAAUCAGUUUAUGGUGAAGAUUCACCCAACGGAAGCGUUGAUUGUGGUGAAACAGCUACUGAACUCACUUGGGCUGGAUUACAAUAACGAGGAAAAGUAUGAUUACCUUAAAACGUCGGACGACAGUUUGGAUUUUGGCGAGUUUUUAGGGAUUCUGAAAUUCAAAGACUACAGUAAGGUGAACGACUAUGCGGCAUCCAUCUGCGAAGCCAUUAGAGAUAUUUACCAGACGCUUAUUAUGGAUGUCAUCAAAAAGGGUUAUUUGUACAGAAGAGGUUAUGUUCUGCCCACGUUUCGAGAGUACUUUUUUGUUCUGCAACCCUGUGAGUUGUCGUACUAUAAGCAUCAUACGGAUAAGGAUGUUUGUGGGACGAUUGCGUUGGAUUCUAAGUUCAUGGUGAAGCCAAGUAUUUCCUCUUCGGGAAGGACCGAACGGGUUCAGAAGUUUACGCUAAUCUCAGGGGAUCGAACGUAUGAGCUGGGGGCACAGGAUCACAAGACGCGACUCCAGUGGAUUUCGGCUUUACAGCUAGCUAUCACUUACUCCACUGGACGGGAGGGAUUUCAGAGGGAUACCGUGAAUCGGAGGAAGCAGCAGCGUGAGCUGGAGCUAAGAAAGCGUCGUGAGGAGGAAAAUAUGCGUAGUAUUCACCUGAAGCAGUUGCAGGAGACAAACGUUCGGCUGGAGCAGGAAAAGUUGGCACGAUUGGCGGCCGAAUCACAGGCUCGACAGUUUCAGGAGGUAGCACGGGAAGAUUCCCGCCGCGUAGCGGAGCUGGAAGAUGUUAAACUUUGUUUGGAGAAGAUGCUCGAGGAUGAGAUUCAAGCCAAACGGGAUGAGGAGAUUGUUAGGGCACUGCAGGCACGCGUUUUGGCUGAGGAAUGGGAAAAACGGGAAGAGUUGGAAAGUUUGCAAGCGGAGCAGAAUGUUCUGUUGGAGCAGGAACGACAAAAGCGGAUCGAAUUUGAGCAUAGGCAGCAGGAAAAUGAGAAGCGCUUUAAGGAAGCGGAACAGAAGUUGCGCCAGCUGGAGGAGGAACGGAAGAAGCUGGACCGAGAGCUAAAGCAGGCGCGACAGAAGAUUCAACUGUCGGAAGAUAAUAAAGGAAUAGUCGAAGCCAAGUUACAGGCAAUGGCUCCGACGUUCCGUAAAGCUCCCGAUUUUAUGAUCCGUCGAACUCAAUCGUUUGUGGCUUCUGACCGUCCAGUUGUGAUGGCAAUUCCACGCUGA